AUGCGUCCUAGAUUUCAAGCCCUGCCGCCGGCACAGACCGCGUCCGCACGCGAGGCGCGCCGUGCGUUCUUCUGUGAGCUCUGCCAAAAGGGCUACACACGCAUGAACGAGUACGAGGCCCAUCUAUCGUCGUACGACCAUGCGCACAAGCAGCGUCUCAAAGACAUGAAAGCGAUGGUGCGUGACCCGACCGUAGCGGCUCGCGCCCGCCGUCUGGAGGCCAAGGCGACGGACGCUGUCAUCAGCAUCAAGAUGGGCACCAACGACGGCGGUCAGGAUGCGUCUUCCGGUGGCGCAGCUGUCGGUAAUUCCGGUGCCGGUACCAAAAAGGGCGGCUUUCGCAAGGGUGGUUUCAAAUCAGCCUUCUCAGCUGUUUCCAACGAGAGCUCGCAGCCACCAACAAGUGCCGACAUGACAGCGCCGUUGUCGGACCUUCCGAUCAUCUCGUUACCGACGACAUCAACAUCAACUGCUCAGGCGGCGUCGACACCGUCCAUUUCUGGAUCCCUGCAUCCUCCGCCCUUGCCACUACCAGGACUCGACGAAGCUCAGCAGGGCACACACUCUGAUGUUGAGAGCGACACCGAUGACGAAGGCUAUGAAGUAUAUGACCCGCGCAAGCCGACCGACUGA
Messenger RNA from Sporothrix brasiliensis 5110, 633 nucleotides. Its product is annotated as c2h2 finger domain containing protein. The coding region runs from base 1 to 633 and encodes 210 amino acids. NCBI's taxonomy places the organism in Eukaryota, Fungi, Ascomycota, Sordariomycetes, Ophiostomatales, Ophiostomataceae. The transcript is spliced from 2 exons. The record is from RefSeq and is a predicted model, not a curated record.